GCGGGCCCGGGAGGCGGCGGCGGCGGCGGCGGCGGCGGCGGCGGCUGGUGUCGGCUCCGGGCGGCCCCCGCGCCGCAGCCCGCGCCGUGUCCGCGGCCGAGCCGCCCAGGUGCCCACGAGGAUGGUGGCGCGGCCCUAGGCCCACGCUCCGCACCAUGACCCGCUGGCUCAGCAGCCUACUGAGCUUCCAGCUCCUCCUGUUGCCCGCGGCCGCGCCCCCGGCGCCCGGCUGCCCGGCCCGGUGCGAGUGCAGCGCCCCGGCGGCGCGCGCCGUGGUCACCUGCGCCCGGCGCCGCCUGACGGCCGUGCCCGACGGCAUCCCCGCCGACACGCGCGUGCUGGAACUCAGCCGCAACCGCAUCCGCUGCCUGAACCCGGGCGACCUGGCGGCGCUGCCGGGCCUCGAGGAGCUGGACCUGAGCGAGAACGUCAUCGCCCACGUGGAACCGGGCGCCUUCGCCAACCUGCCGCGGCUGCGGGUGCUGCGUCUCCGGGGCAACCUCCUGAAGCUCAUCCCGCCGGGCGUGUUCACGCGCCUGGGCAACCUCACGCUGCUGGACCUGAGCCAGAACAAGCUGGUCAUCCUGCUGGACUACGCCUUCCAGGACCUGCGCAGCCUGCGGCGGCUGGAGGUGGGCGACAAUGACCUGGUGUUCAUCUCCCGCCGCGCCUUCGCGGGGCUGCUGGCCCUGCGCGAGCUGACCCUGGAGCGCUGCAACCUCACGGCGCUGUCGGCCGAGUCGCUGGGCCACCUGCGCGGCCUGGGCGCGCUCCGCCUGCGCCACCUGGCCAUCGCGGCGCUGGACGAGGAGAACUUCCGUCGGCUGCCGGCGCUGCGGCACCUGGAGAUCGACCACUGGCCGCUGCUGGAGGAGCUGGGCGCGGGCAGCCUGCAGGGGCUCAACCUGACCUCGCUGUCCGUCACGCACACCAACAUCACGGCCGUGCCGGCCGCCGCGCUGCGCCACCAGGCGCAUCUCACCUGCCUCAACCUCUCCCACAACCCCAUCAGCACCGUGCCCCGAGGCUCGUUCCGCGACCUGGUGCGCCUGCGGGAGCUGCACCUGGCCGGCGCGCUGCUGGCCGUGGUGGAGCCCCAGGCCUUCCUGGGGCUGCGGCAGAUCCGCCUGCUCAACCUGUCGGACAACCUGCUGUCCACGCUCGAGGAGAGCACGUUCCACUCGGUGAACACGCUGGAGACGCUGCGCAUGGACGGGAACCCGCUGGCGUGCGACUGCCGCCUGCUGUGGAUCGUGCAGCGGCGCAAGACGCUCAACUUCGACGGGCGCCUGCCCGCGUGCGCCAGCCCGGCCGAGGUGCGCGGCGACGCCCUGCGCCACCUGCCCGACUCGGCGCUCUUCGAGUACUUCGUGUGCCGCAAGCCCCAGAUCCGCGAGCGGCGGCUGCAGCGCGUGACGGCGGCCGCGGGCCAGCCCGUGCGCUUCCAGUGCCGCGCCGACGGCGAGCCGGCGCCCACGGUGGCCUGGGUGACGCCCCAGCACCUGGCCGUCACCGCGGCCAGCGCCGGGCGCGCGCGCGUGCUGCCCGGGGGCACCCUGGAGAUCCGCGACGCGCGCCCCCAGGACAGCGGCACCUACACGUGCGUGGCCAGCAACGCGGGCGGCAACGACACCUACUUCGCCACCCUGGCCGUGGAGCCCGAGCCGGCCGCCAACCGGACCCCGGGCGAGGGGCGCAACGAGACGCAGGCGGCCGCGCGCUUCCCGCUGGACCUCACCACCAUCCUGGUGUCCACCGCCAUGGGCUGCAUCACCUUCCUGGGCGUCGUGCUCUUCUGCUUCCUGCUGCUGUUCGUCUGGAGCCGCGGGCGGGGGCAGCACAAGAACAACUUCUCCGUCGAGUAUUCGUUCCGCAAGGUGGACGGGCCGGCGGCCGCCGCGGGCCAGGGCGGCGCGCGCAAGUUCAACAUGAAAAUGAUCUGACGGGGGUGGGGGCCCGGC
Messenger RNA from Sorex fumeus (smoky shrew), 1961 nucleotides. It is a transcript of the gene LINGO3, whose product is annotated as leucine rich repeat and Ig domain containing 3. The transcript is spliced from 2 exons. Gene Ontology annotation, cellular component: extracellular region. The record is from RefSeq and is a predicted model, not a curated record. Gene Ontology annotation, molecular function: protein binding. The coding region runs from base 156 to 1943 and encodes 595 amino acids. Lineage: Eukaryota; Metazoa; Chordata; Mammalia; Eulipotyphla; Soricidae.